UUGCUAGUGCAGUACGCAGCAGCAGCAACAGUGUGGUGCUCUGGGUCUCCAGCUCUGCCUGGCAGGCAAACCUCAGGCUCGGUGAACAUCUGCAAGACAAAUUUUUCAUGUUCUUCUGUAAAUGAAUGCUGUCUAACUGCACCAGGAAAAUGGGCACAGGGGAUUACAUCUGCAUUGCUAUGACUGGAGGGGCGCCUUGGGGCUUUAGAUUGCAAGGUGGCAAGGAGCAAAAGCAGCCUUUGCAAAUCGCCAAGGUUCGCAGCAAAAGCAAAGCAGCUAAGGCUGGCCUGUGUGAGGGGGAUGAGGUGGUGUCUAUCAAUGGCAAACCCUGUGGAGACUUAACCUAUGCUGAAGUUAUCGUUCUGAUGGAAAGCUUGACUGACGUCCUGCAGAUGCUUAUCAAGAGAUCCUCCAGUGGAAUAAAUGAAGCUUUGAGUGCUGAAAGAGAAAAUGGAAAGCAUGAUAACAUAAAAAAUGAGGACUAUAGGGAGAGCGCUACACUACAGGUUAAUACAGCCAAAGAGAUACCCCAUGGAGACUUAUGCAUCACAGAGAUAUACAGUGAGACUCACCAGGCAGCAGGAGAAAGCAACAUACACUUUUCUGAAAUGAAACAACAGACCACACAAAGCCACAGAAUUGCUCCUAAAGUGAUAGGCACCUCCAAAGUGCUUGUGACAGAUGAGUCUGCUCUCAGAGGGAAGAGAGAAGAAAGAAGGCCAGGCACUAUGGUUGAGUUGCAGUUGUCCCUCUCAAAUGACGGUCACAAGAGCACCAAUGCUCCUGCUGUGGCUCUCCUAGGGGCAGAAAAAUGCACCUCUUCAGGGAGAGGACCCACUGUACAAGAAGAUGGAACUAGCCCUGUAAUCGCAAUUCCCCUGGGUGUGAAAGAGGGCAACAUCCAGUGGUCAAGCAAAGUAGUCCAAUUUUCUAGUGGCAAAGAGGUCAAGAGGAUUCAAGGUGCAGCUCCAUCUAUCCCCAGGGUGGAGGUGAUCCUAGACUGUUCAGACAGGGAGAAGGAAGCACCCAGGUCUCUAGCUGAAAGGGGGUGUGUUGAUUCUCAAGUGGAAGGAGGGCAGUCAGAAGCACCUCCUUCCCUCCUCUCCUUUGCAAUCUCAUCAGAAGGCACAGAGCAGGGAGAAGACAACCAGCACUCGGAAAGGGAUCACAGACCUCUCAAGCACAGGGCGAGGCACGCAAGACUCCGGCGAAGUGAGAGCCUGUCAGAGAAGCAGGUCAAAGAAGCCAAAUCUAAAUGUAAAAGUAUUGCAUUGCUGCUGACAGCAGCUCCCAAUCCCAAUUCCAAGGGGGUGUUGAUGUUCAAGAAGCGUCGUCAAAGGGCAAGGAAAUAUACUUUAGUGAGCUACGGUACUGGGGAGCUAGAACGUGACGAAGACGAGGGUGAAGAAGGUGAAGGUGAAGAGGGGGACAAAGAAAACACUUUUGAAGUGAGUUUGCUUGCAACGAGUGAGUCAGAAAUAGAUGAAGAUUUCUUCUCUGACAUUGACAACGACGGCAAGAUUGUGACAUUUGACUGGGACAGCAGUCUACUUGAGGUGGAAAAGAAGACAAAAAGUGGAGACGAGAUGCAGACGCUUCCAGAGAGCACAGGUAAAGGGGCCCUCAUGUUUGCCAAGAGACGGCAGAGAAUGGAUCAGAUCACAGCUGAGCAAGAGGAGAUGAAGGCACGCACAGUGCAUGCAGAAGAGCAAAGGGAAGUCACCAUGUCAGAGAACUUCCAGAAAGUAAGCUCUUCAGCCUACCAAACAAAAGAGGAAGAAAUGUCAAGACAGCAGACCUGUGUAAGCAAAAGUUACACAGACGUGAGCCAGAAUCAUGGUAAAAUCAUACAACAAAACGGGUUUGGCUUAGCACCAGACACAAACCUCUCUUUUCAGUCCUCUGAAGCUCAAAAAGCAGCAUCUUUGAAUAGAACAGCUAAACCCUUCCCUUCUGGGGUUCAAAACCGAGCAGCUGCACCAUUUUCACCUACAAGAAAUGUCAUUAGUCCUCUUUCAGAUAUACCAGCACCCCCGCCCUACUGCUCUAUUAGCCCACCGCCUGAGAAUUUUUACAGACCCGUAUCAGCUCCUGCAACAAGCAAAGCUGCACCAACCUUGUGGUCACUCACAGAGCCAACCGAACGCAUAGCAUCCAGAGAUGAAAGGAUUGCUGUGCCAGCCAAAAGAACUGGGAUAUUGCAAGAGGCAAAGAGAAGAAGCACAUCAAAACCUAUGUUCUCUUUCAAAGAAGCACCAAAAGUAAAUCCUAAUCCUGCCCUGUUGUCCCUCGUACACAAUACAGAAGGCAAAAAGGGUACUGGAGCUGGUUUUGAGUCAGGACCUGAAGAAGACUACCUCAGUUUGGGAGCAGAAGCUUGCAAUUUCAUGCAGAGUCAAGCAUCUAAACAAAAGACCCCUCCUCCUAUUGCUCCAAAGCCUUCAGUCAAGGUCUCUCCUACUGCUGGUACCCCAGUUUCACCUGUUUGGUCACCUCCAGCUGUGGCUGCUAACAAGGCUCCUUCUUUCCCAGCUCCAGCCUCACCACAGGCAGCAUACCCUGCACCACCCAAAUCCCCACAGUAUCCUCAUUCUCCUUCUGCCAAUCCCCCAAAUACUCUCAACCUAGCUGGUCCUUUCAAAGGGCCUCAGGCAACGCUAGCGAGUCCAAACCACACACCCAAGACACCAGUCACACCAAGUGCUGGAGAAACAAAGACGCCCUUUGAGAUGCCACCAGCUAUGAGUGGAAAAGGAGCACAAUUAUUUGCCAGAAGGCAUUCUCGAAUGGAGAAGUAUGUGGUUGAUUCAGAGACUGUGCAAGCAAACAUGGCACGAGCCUCAUCUCCAACUCCAUCUUUACCAGCUUCUUGGAAAUACUCAUCUAAUGUCCGAGCACCUCCACCUGUAGCUUACAAUCCCAUCCACAGCCCAUCUUAUCCUCUUGCUGCUACCAAACCUUCCUCUAAGUCUGCUGCUGCUACCAAAAAUACCAAAAGAAAACCUAAGAAAGGUCUCAAUGCUUUGGAUAUUAUGAAACAUCAACCUUAUCAACUUGAUGCGUCUUUAUUUACUUUUCAACCUCCAAGUACUAAGGAAAGCCUAGCUAUUAAGCAGACAUCAAAGUUGCCUACUUCAAAGCAAGCUCUGUCUUUACGACCACCUGGUGCCGGCUCUCCUACUAAUGCCCGGGCAUCUUCAGUGUACUCCGUGCCAGCCUACAGUACACAGCCUUCAUACCAGUCAAAUGCCUCUACCCCUGUAAAUGAGUCCUAUUCACCUACAGGCUACUCUGCAUUUUCUAAGCCGGAAACAACCACUUCCUCUUUGUUUACUGCUCCGAGGCCAAAAUUUUCAGCAAAGAAAGUUGGCGUCACUGCACAGGAAAGAAGCAGUGGACGUUCAUUAUCACUUCCUGGGAGACCUUCUGCAUUCGUUUCUCGAGCCAUAUCUCCUACUUCUCCUCUUAUAUUUCAGCCUGCCCCUGACUACUUCAGCAAGCCAGAUACAGCAGCUGACAGGCCUGGCAAGAGACCGACUCCCUGGGAAGCAGCAGCAAAAUCCCCUCUUGGCCUAGUGGAUGAAGCUUUUGGGCCCCAAAGUAUGCAGGAAUCCAUUGCUGCUAAUGUAGUAUCAGCUGCUCGCAGGAAAACACUUCCUGAGCCACCAGAUGAAUGGAAACAAAAAGUUUCUUAUGAGCCUCCAGCUCCAAGUGGUAGCGUAGCUUUAUUAGGAGGGAAGCAGUCGGGUAUUCUAUCACCCCAAAAAAGCUCCCUGUCUGUCCAGAAUGCCACCAUGCAGGGUGGCUCUCAGUUGCAGUAUGCUUACUACAGCCAACGGUCCCGAACAGAUCCUGAUAUAAUGUCCAUGGAUUCCAGGUCUGACUAUGGCGUGUCAACAGCUGAUUCAAACUACAAUCCACAGCCACGGGGAUGGAGGCGUCCAACAUGAACAGCAGAAGGGCCUGGCAUAUUCUCCCUUCUUCCAGCUUUACAGGCCUUAGAUUUGAGUUGGAGAAGGAAAGCUUCUUGCCAGCCUCACCAUCUCUGAACUAAAGAAACGAGGAGGCAAAAUUGAAUGGAGCACAGUUUUCAUAUGACUGCAAGGCUAACAGCUGCUAGAAUAGACUCAGUUUUACACCUAACCUAAGAUAGUUUUGUUUGCAAAAGGGCAAAAUUACACAUUUCUUGGGGGUGGGGAUGAAGGUGGGCAACCAUGUGCUCAAUACAGAAAUACAGAAAGGAUUUAGAUGGAGACAGCACAACUGUUUGCGGUUAAGAUAAUGUGAAAAAAAGAAAAAAAAAAAAAAAGGAAAAUAAGGGCAUUUUAAAGGCUAGAAGUAUUUGGCAAGGUCUUGUAGGUUUUCUGGAUAUGCUAGACACCUGAGUUUCAGGGUACUAGAUACAACCAGACCUGAGAAAGUUCCAGUGGAAAUGGAAGAUUGGGAAUCACUGGUUUAUUGGCCCUAUGUUUUCUUUACUGCAUUUAAAAAAAAGCUAGGAAAGGAAAUCAGUGAAUAAUUAUACCAUGGUAACAUAUAAAAUAGGUCUGUGGUCAUGGUACAUGAAUCUCUACAACAAGUAGAUAUACUUUAAUCUCAUGCAGUCAUACAUUUCAGAUGGAUUUCAUGACAGUUUCAAUGAAGUUUUGCAUAUUAUAAUUAAUUGCAUAAUCUGAACACAACAGGAAGAACGGCAUUGUUAAUAGAGACCAGUACCAUGAUAUUUGAACAACAAAAGGGAUGAAGAAAGUAUUUAGAUUGUAUUUAAACUGGAUUGCAAGCUGAUUUUGUAAUAAACUAUCAAACAAGACUGAGGCUGGAACAGCCUUUAUUUCUCUGUGAAAUGCACUACUUGCUGAACAUGUACUGCUACAGUUAUCUAGUACUUUGGCUGGGCAGUUGUUCUUCUUAUGUAGGUAGCUCAAUGUUUAGAAGGCUUUUGAUUUGUAUUCUCAGUUCAGAAGACAUAAAUAAGUUGUUCAUCAAGCAUAAUACCUGUUCUAUGUAGAAGGUGGUAUGUGAAAGUGGGUUUAUGAUAUGUGUUACAUGGUAUGAGUCUAGUAUGAGUAGCAAAUAUUUGAACAGUUGGUUACAAUUGAAUUAUCUUGAUGGAUCUGAAGAGAUGCUAAAUAAUUGUUGCUGGUGAUACAUAUCUUGAAUUUUUAGCUUAUUGAAGCAACAGAAAUAUGUGUCUAAAAUAUACAUAUUGCAAGCUUAUUGGGUAGUUUAGAUGUUGUUAAGGCAUUAAAUGCAUACCCCAAGCUUUACAAAGUGCUCUGCAUCCUCCUCGUUUUGUGGGGCAUUCUUCAAGGAUCUGUCAAGCACUGCAAACUAAAAUUACUGCAGAAACACUAGAAACACUGCUAAGCAUCAUUUUCAUUAAGAUUGUCAACUCUGCAUAAAGUGGUUAGAUUAGAAAGAACUGAAGCAAGUAUAUGAGAAAGAACAUAUUACAUUCCCAUCUGCAAACAGUUUUCAGUUAUAACAAUUAUAAAAUAUAAUUGGUAUAAAAGAAACAAGAAGAGUAAACCAAAUUCAUCUGAGCUGGAACUUCCUAUAGGAGCAACUAAUCACAUGAAAUAUACCUUUAAUGAGUUUAAGUUGGCAGUAAUUCUCUAGUCAAACACAAAUCUCUUUGUAAUCAACCAGUCCUUUUGACCACUGAAGAAAUGAAGACAUGGGAGUUGUAAACCUUUAAAUUAGUAUCAUAUUGCUAUUGCACCUUACAAAUUUAUUGUGAAAGAAAUUUAUGAAAUUCUGAAUUUGUAAAGAAAAGAUGAUUUAGAAAAAAUAUACAAACAAGGCCGCCACGGUAUGUCUGAAAAUGAGCUUUGCACCUUAGAGUCGUACACUCGCAUAAUCAGAUUAAAUUUUCUUGACAAGGAAAAAAAAUUACAUUUUUCUCUGCAGGGCCCCAUAAUGUCCUUUUUUGACACCACUGGGAAUAUUGCCACUGAAACCAAUAGGCCUGUGGUAGUCCCAUUAGCCUUAAGGGCCUAAGUUCGGAUCCAGGCCUACUUCCCUGGAAAUACAUGUCAAGUUUUCACCUGUUUUCAGUAUAACUGUGAUUUAGCAGUAAUGCUUUAUAAUUCUAACUCAUCAAAGCCUUAAGUAGUUAAUUAAUGCUAGUGUACAUGUAUUUCACAGAAGGACUACAUUCUGAAAACUAUAUAAUGCUUACAUAUUCUGCUGAAGUGUGGUCUGUAUUACAAUAAUAAAAUGAUUCCCUGUAUCCAAGUCAAGUUUAGGUUUCUGUUUUCAACUUAAUCCUUUACACUGUUAAACUAGAGAACUAGAGAACAGUGAGACAUAUGUUUACCAAAUGCAAUUAUUUUAAUUCUCAGAAUCAAGUGCAUAGCUGUUGAAUUCUCAUUGAAACUAACAUUAUGAAUUCUAAUAUCCUAUGUCUAAUGGAAGGAAAGGUGUGCUUAAUUUUAAGGUUCAUGCAAUUAAAAAUUCUGGUAAGAAUUUCUAAAUUUCGAUAUUUCAAAAAAAAAGAUAUAAAGUGAUAUUAAGAAAUAUUUAAUGCUGUGAUCACACAGCAAUCAAUGUGGGAAAUCAUACUUUAGAACCAAGCUCUAAAAAAAAUCCCAAAUAUGCACUAAACAUGUAAGCAAAGCAGAAUCAGAGAGCUUCAGACAGAAUCACUGACCUUCAAUAUCUCAAGAAAAAAAGAAAAUGUAGCCUGAUAAUUUUCUUCUCUUGAUAAGAAGGGAUUCAUCAGUAAGUACUUCUGUGAACAUGAGAAUUAACAACGCUGAGUUUCCUAUGGAUUUGUAUCUUAUCAUAGAUUAACUUGGGUGUUUAACAUGAUCUACUACAGAUUUUGUUUCCUACUGCCGAGGAAUUAGUAGUUCUCUUUCCCAUAUGGAUUCGCUUAUGUCUGAUAUGGGACAAGUUCACCCUGCAGAAUUUCUCUCAAGAGUGACACUGAUAGUGUACCUAUCCUCCACUCAACUGCCUAGUUUUACAGAGUCUGGGGGCAAUGGAUUGCCUCCGAGAUCUAUUCCACUGCAACAUGGAAACAAAACAAACAUUUUCAGAAGCAUUAAUGGAAAGGCAGACAUGAAUACAAGCGUGCAGACAGGUCACGUAGCCUUGUUUACAAAGGAAAUCAGGCUAAAACCAGAUUGAGACAAAGAACUGAUUUCAAUGGAAGCAGCAGGCCCAGACUACUAAAUGAAAUGUUAAUGCAUACAGAGCUUUAUGAAGAAUCACACAGCAUCUUUCACUUUGUUCUUCACCCCAUUCCUCCACUAGCAGAGCAUCUUUCUAUCAUAUAGUUGUGACUGUUGUGUGUGAGUUCUGACUAUAUUAAUACAAGUAUUUCUUACAUUUGGUUUUGAAUGCACAGAUCUGCUCAAUAAAUAGGGACAAAAAGUUUUGAUAUUUUAAAUGCAGUUUUCCUAUUCACCCUCAGAGGUGUCUCUGUCAAAAUGCAAAGGAUUUGAAUACACAAUAUAACUGAAAAUUUAGAUUCUUUAGUUAUGCUAGAUGAUGAUGUUCACAACUCUUGUUCAUAGUUUGUUUUCAGUUUGGUUUGCUUUAACACAACCAAAUAUCUAUUCACAUUGCAUUUCUGCCUAGUAGCAAAAGACUGUAUUAUCUUUAUAAAAGGCUUUUCACUUCUAAAGGCUUUUUGUUCACUGCAAAGGACACUUUAUUUGAGAGUGCAUGCCAGAGAUGUAAAUUGUAUCAUUUAAUAAAGUGAUUUGACCAACCA
Messenger RNA from Oxyura jamaicensis (ruddy duck), 7723 nucleotides. It is a transcript of the gene SYNPO2, whose product is annotated as synaptopodin 2. The record is from RefSeq and is a predicted model, not a curated record. The transcript has 5 exons. NCBI's taxonomy places the organism in Eukaryota, Metazoa, Chordata, Aves, Anseriformes, Anatidae. Gene Ontology annotation, molecular function: actin binding. Gene Ontology annotation, cellular component: nucleus; actin cytoskeleton; stress fiber. Gene Ontology annotation, biological process: positive regulation of actin filament bundle assembly. The coding region runs from base 126 to 3950 and encodes 1274 amino acids.